CCGGUAAGACCGAAGGUUACGCCAACUUAGUUACUAAAUCCGUGAAAUUAUCCUGCCUUGUACUAUAGUUGGUAUUGCAAUGAUGGAGCCUAUCUAUAACACGAUCCUGAGAGUUAUCGGGGCGGUCACCGUGGGAUAUAUUUCAUUCAAUUUGCUAUCGAAUAUUCUCCGUAGUAUCAAGGUCUAUUUCCUAUCCGGUCCGCUUGGAUUGGCCACAGAUCUGAGAAAACUUGGACAGUGGGCAGUUGUGACAGGCGCUACAGAUGGAAUUGGUAAAGCAUACGCAAAACAGCUGGCUGCUAAGGGUAUCAAUAUUGUUUUAAUCAGCAGAACAUUGACCAAGUUACAGAGUGUUGCCAUGGAAAUAGAAUCAGAGUACAAAGUCAAGACGAAGGUGAUUGCUGUGAAUUUUUUUCAAGGAGUUGAAAUAUAUCAGGAGAUUAAAGAAGGAUUGGAUGGGUUGGAGAUCGGAACGUUGGUUAAUAACGUAGGAACAAGCAGCUUACCCGAUUGUUUCCUAGAUAUCCCAAAUUUGGAUAAGCAUAUUCCAGAAAUACUUAACUGUAACGUGUUGUCAUGCACAAUGAUGACAAAACUAGUAUUACCACAGAUGGUAAAAAGAAGUAAAGGUGCUGUUAUAAACAUAGCGUCAGUAGCGGGAUAUCAGCCGAAUCCAUUCAGUGUCGUAUACUCAUCAACAAAGGCCUAUGUUGAUUUCUUUUCACGAGGAUUACAUGAGGAGUAUUCAUCAAAGGGAAUAUUUGUGCAGUCUGUGUUGACAUUCUUUGUCGCAACAAAAUUAAGUGGAAUUGAUAAAAGUGAGACCAGUUUUUUUGUUCCACUACCAGAAGACUUUACUAAAAGUGCCCUUGGUACUGUCGGGCUGCAGAGCCGAACACAUGGUUAUUUCUCACAUGCAUUACAGGUGUGGCUAGUGAAUCUCUUGCCACGAUGGUACAUUACACACCUCACAGAGAAGAUGUUCAUGGACAUGAAAAAUAAAGCAUUGAAGGAAAUAGCCCAGAAAAAAGAAUGAAAUAUUCUUGCUACUUAAUGUCAAAAUGUAGUAGUAAAUAAACUCUUUUGAAAAUGUGUUACCAAGGCAAC
Messenger RNA from Saccoglossus kowalevskii, 1107 nucleotides. Its product is annotated as very-long-chain 3-oxoacyl-CoA reductase-B-like. Gene Ontology annotation, cellular component: endoplasmic reticulum. The record is from RefSeq and is a predicted model, not a curated record. NCBI's taxonomy places the organism in Eukaryota, Metazoa, Hemichordata, Enteropneusta, Harrimaniidae. Gene Ontology annotation, molecular function: oxidoreductase activity.